Enterobius vermicularis (human pinworm) is the source of this 882-nucleotide messenger RNA. NCBI's taxonomy places the organism in Eukaryota, Metazoa, Nematoda, Chromadorea, Rhabditida, Oxyuridae. The record is from the annotation of a GenBank genome assembly.
AUGAAUAGCAAACGGAAGUAUUGGAGUGGUCAUUUACCCAACAAAAAGACCGUUGAUGCAGGAAUGUCCGGUUUGCUUUUUACCUUCUCUGGAAAUGAAAAAACUGCGGUUAGAGAAGCGUAUUCGCUUAUUGAUAUGGUGACUGAAAUGUGUGCUCUCGCUGAAAAAUCAAAGGAGUUUGAAGUUUGUGAACUCAAAGGAGAAGGUACAGAACUGCCAAAAGCAGAACAGGAUAUUGAGGAAUCUGAUGAUGAGGAUGUCUCGGAUCUGGUAAAACGAUAUUGCGAUAAAGGUUUGUUUUCAUCUGGUUUUUUUAGAUAUAUGUUGCCAUUGGAGUGUGUGCUGCUAAAUCUUUUAAUCAAUUUGAUUUUUAAAAGAAACGCAAAAGAUCAAAAAAAGUAUUUAACGGACGGAAUACGCCAAGUUAGUUUGAAAGUGAAGUGCUGUUUAUUUGUAAGUAUGGAAGAUUCUGAGAAGGUGUAUGACUAUGCGGACAGAAUAUUUGAAAUGACGUCAGAAAAACCAUGUUGCAGGAAAUUACAACGUGUUAUACCCGUAGAAGUUACCUGCCCUCUUGAUUUUGCAGUGCUAAAUCAAAAAAUAACAAAAAUGAUUUCUCGAUAUUUUGUUAGCGACGCGGACGGUAAAUGGCCUACAUAUUCAGUCGAAAUUAUUCGACGAAAUAGCGGCGAAUUAAGUCGUAAAGAUAUUCUUAGCAUGGUAGAUGACGCAGUUUCUCAGUUAGCGCCGCAAUGUAAAGUCAAUCUUCGAGCACCCGAUAUCUCUCUGUUGAUUCAAAUAGUAAGAAGGACAAUUUUUUUAUCUUGUAUAAAGAGUUACCUCUCGAGGAGGAAAUUAAGUCUACAUAAGACUGGAGUUUAG